AUGACACGGAAGUCGGUGAAAGGUCGAGCAAUAGCAGACAUGCUAGCAGAGAACACUGCAGGACCACAAGCUAGAGAUGAGAUAGACCCUCUUGAUGACCGUGUUUUACUAGUUACUACAAAAAAGUGGGUCAUGUACUUCAAUGGGGCUGUUAAGCCAUCCGGAUCCGGCAUAGGGGUUUAUGGCGACUCUGCCCUCAUUAUCCUUCAAAUAGAAGGUAAGUGGAAGACUCGCGACCCAAAGUUGAACCCAUAUCAUGAAUUUCUAGAGGAUAUAAUCGACGAGUUUGAUGAGAUAGCGUUCAAAUAUCUUCCCGCAGCUCAAAACCAAUUUGUAGAUGCCUUGGCCACCCUCUCGUCAAUGUUCCGAGUAACUGUGGGUUCAAAUACCAAGCCAUUGGGAAUUGAAAUCUUGAAGCGUUCUGCCUACUCCAUGCUGAUAAAAGAAGAGGUACAUAGAGAGCCAUGGUAUCAAGACAUUAAGGUUUACUUGCGGACUAGAGAAUGUCUUGAAGGUAGUGAAGUAGCCGACAGGAAGUAUCCGAUGAAACUGUCUUCAAAGUUUUUCCUCAGCGGCGAUACAUUGUACAAGAGGUCAUAUGACUCUGUUCUCUUCAGGUGGGUUGAUGCCAACGAAGCUAAUUGGUUGAUGAGUGAAAUUCAUUAG
Messenger RNA from Rhodamnia argentea, 666 nucleotides. RefSeq lists its product as uncharacterized. NCBI's taxonomy places the organism in Eukaryota, Viridiplantae, Streptophyta, Magnoliopsida, Myrtales, Myrtaceae. The record is from RefSeq and is a predicted model, not a curated record. Gene Ontology annotation, molecular function: nucleic acid binding; RNA-DNA hybrid ribonuclease activity. Bases 1 to 666 code for a protein of 221 amino acids. The transcript has 2 exons.